CUCUAUAAAGUGGAUCAAUAAUUUAACAGAUGUCCAAGUCCAAAGGUGUCCCAAUGAUAGAGAGACCAUCAUUAGUUCCGAUCAAAUGGAGCGAAGGUUGUUAGAAGCAGCUCAAAAGGGCAGUAUCGAUGAGCUGAACGACUUGAUCGGAAGCAACGGGCUCAUCAACCUCGAGGAGAUGGCUCUCAAAGGAGCCGGUCACACGCCGCUGCACGUCGCUUGUAUGGCCCGCCAUUCGGAUUUUGUCCGAGCGCUCCUGAAGUUGAUGCCGAAGUUCGUGGAGAAAGUGAAUGCCGGUGAUUUAAGCCCGCCGCACAUCGCGGCAGCUCAAGGUGAUGUUGAGGUCGCACGGGAACUCUUGAGAGCGGGUGAACACCUGUGCUUUGUGAAGGGACGGGAGAGAAGAAUCCCUUUGCAUUAUGCCGUCGUAAACGGGGAGCUCCAUGUCAUGGAGUUACUGCUCUCCGCUUGGCCCGAAUCCACCAAAGAGACAACCGCCCGAGACGAAAUUGUGCUUCACCUCACCGUGAAGAACAACCAAUUUGACGCGGUCAUUGUUGUUAAAAUAUGUCUCGAGUUUGAGCCCAUCGAACGAAACCCAACCCAAGAUUUAUUAAAGGAAAGUCCGAAAUUGAUUAUAUGUGGACGUUUGCUGUGGAAAUAUAGAAUUCUCGUUUGGCGUUAG
Syzygium oleosum is the source of this 685-nucleotide messenger RNA. Its product is annotated as ankyrin repeat-containing protein BDA1-like. Gene Ontology annotation, molecular function: protein binding. Lineage: Eukaryota; Viridiplantae; Streptophyta; Magnoliopsida; Myrtales; Myrtaceae. The coding region runs from base 86 to 685 and encodes 199 amino acids. The record is from RefSeq and is a predicted model, not a curated record. The transcript has a single exon.